Messenger RNA from Amaranthus tricolor (Joseph's coat), 616 nucleotides. RefSeq names its product 40S ribosomal protein S21-like. Bases 153 to 398 code for a protein of 81 amino acids. Gene Ontology annotation, cellular component: ribosome; cytosolic small ribosomal subunit. The record is from RefSeq and is a predicted model, not a curated record. Gene Ontology annotation, biological process: translation; endonucleolytic cleavage to generate mature 3'-end of SSU-rRNA from (SSU-rRNA, 5.8S rRNA, LSU-rRNA); endonucleolytic cleavage in ITS1 to separate SSU-rRNA from 5.8S rRNA and LSU-rRNA from tricistronic rRNA transcript (SSU-rRNA, 5.8S rRNA, LSU-rRNA). Gene Ontology annotation, molecular function: structural constituent of ribosome. The transcript has 4 exons. NCBI's taxonomy places the organism in Eukaryota, Viridiplantae, Streptophyta, Magnoliopsida, Caryophyllales, Amaranthaceae.
GGUUAGUUGAACAUCAACCUGCUCUUAGGGUUUAUAUUCAUUUAAGCCCUCCUCCUUCCAUUUUCUCAAAGUCUCGCCCUUACCGCCGUCUCUUUUCUGCAUCCUCUUCAGGUAUUUACAUUGUUGUGUGAUCACCUCAAAACUAAGAAAAGAUGCAGAACGACGAGGGAGAGAUUAUAGAUCUUUACGUCCCCAGGAAAUGCUCGGCCACUAACAGGCUGAUCACUGCCAAGGACCAUGCCUCAGUCCAAAUUAACAUUGGUCACUUGGAUGACAGAGGUGUUUAUACUGGUACUUCCACCACUUUUGCUCUUUCAGGCUUCAUUCGUGCUCAGGGGGAUGCCGACAGUGCUCUAGAUCGUCUUUGGCAGAAAAAGAAGGCCCAAGUUGGUCAGUAAGGAGUUCAAAAUAGUGCCCUAGGUAGACCAUAAACCAAGAAGGUUUUGAAAGUUUUAUGCAGUAUUCUAAAUUAAGACUCGGACAAGUAAUUUUUGUUGAAUUUUUGCUCACUGCUUUAGUCUAUCUUUGUAUUUGAGAACUUCACAUAUGCUGGGUUAUCAUCUUUGUUCUUGAGCUUGAUGGAACAUCUUUUAUUUAUGUGAUAAGUUAUUGUUUA